Molecule: messenger RNA, 1921 nt
Organism: Rubroshorea leprosula
Lineage: Eukaryota; Viridiplantae; Streptophyta; Magnoliopsida; Malvales; Dipterocarpaceae
Source: the annotation of a GenBank genome assembly
AUAACCGGCGAGAGCAAUUUUGAAAUGUACGACGCGAUGAAAUCCGCAUCUGCUAGUAACGCUCCGGCGGAGAUGAGCGUUAGCCCAGCCACAGUGGAGAGUCGCAUCGGCUCCGGCGAACACGAGAUGCAGUUUCUCAGCGAAUCCAUUCUACCCUUGCCUUCUUACGCCGUUAAGGAUCUUCUCUUUCGGCUACUCGGAAUCGAGCAACAAGUUUAUUUUUCUUCCUCAUUUUCACCAUUGCUACUGUGUUCAUUUCUUGAAGAAUCAACGUCUCCGGAAGCAGAAGUCGAGUCGGAAUUUUGCAGCGUUUGCUUAGGUAUAUUGCAAUUCAAGUGGCGCGAUGAUAAGGAAACAUUAGUGAAAAAGGAGAGCCCCAAUGAUAUGACUGAAUUGAUUGCUGAGAUAGUGAAGCAAGAAGGCCAUCAGAUCGAUAGCUUUUCUCUUGAAGUAUCUGUACCACAAGCAAUACUGGAGAACGAAUCCACGAUUUUGUCAGAUAUGAAAAGGAAAUAUGGAUCUGAACUCUGGUUUCAGGAAAAGUCACUUUCAGAACCUAAUUCUGUUAAGGAUGCCCUAAAAUUUGCUAUAGUCAAACCACUGGAAUCAUUAUUGGGCAUUAAAUCUAGUAUAGAUUCUUUCCGAAUCCGUUUGACAUAUACAUCCACAAAGGUAUCAAAAAUGGUUCAGAAUUCUAGAGGUAGGAUCAACGAUUGCAAAAGGCAGAAAACAGACACUAACAAUGGGUUGCACUCUGUUAAUGAUGAGUCAAUAGUUGCUGGUGCUGAAUGUUCAGAUCAAUCCAAUAUUGAGACAAAUGCUGCUGCUGUGAGGCCUUCUAACAGUUUGCAAGCUUGUGAUGCUUCUGAGUGCCUUGGAUUCUCCAGAGAGAAGGUCAAUGAACCUUGCCACUUGGAAUUACAAUGCCACAGGACACCUAUUUACCUUGGCGGUAGAUACCUGAAGUACUCAAGAAAUGUGAGUCAAACAUGCUGGAUGAUUGAUGAAGAAAGGAUGGGAGAAGCAUCUGUUGAGCUACUGGCGACUGCUAUGGCUUCCCUUGUUAUGCAUUACCAAGUCUGUUCCUAUCAAUACUAACAGUUCAAUGUGUUUGGUCCUCUUUUUUGUUUGCUAGGAGAUAAUGGGUGGCAACAUUAUUCCUAUGUGUAAAGGUGAUAAUUACAAGUUUCAUGCUGCUGGCAGAGAAGAUAUUGACGGUGGCCUUUCCUAGUUUAGAUACAAAAUGCACACCAAAUCCCAUCAGAGGCAAUUGUAAAAGAAAUUGAAACAAGGAUAAAUGGCUUGGAAAAUAAAUUAGUCGGAGUUGAAAAUCUUGAAGUAGUGGGCAGUGAGGGUUGGACACUGAUGUGUGAAGGAGAAUCAGAGAAGCAGAAAAUUAUGCAACAGACUCCAAUAAGAGUGCUCCAUCGUCAAAGUCUGUUGGAGCGGGAAAAACUUAUAAAUUGGUCAGAGGCUUUCCAUUUAUAUUGCACAGCACUGUCAUUUGGUUCAUGUCAUGUCUAGUUUCAAAACACCCGAAACAUUUCCAUUUUCUUUUCUUUUUCUUGAAUCUUGUUUAGGAUGAAAAUUGAGAGGAUUGCUGGAAGCUCUCAAUAUUUUCUACUGUACCUCUGCACUCAGGCAGGCACAUAUAUCAAGGAAUUUGUUCAUGGGGAUCUCGGGCGGAGUCACCCAAGCGUUGGAUCAAUCCUUGGAUGCAGAGCAGAGAUACUGCAACUUGAUGUUACAGAUGUCAAAAUGGACUGUUUUCUAACUGGGUGAGGCAAUGCGCAUUCCAAUUUAGUUUUUCAUGUAUCUGAACCGUAGUUUUGUGUUUUCAUCUUAAUGAAUUACUUAACUGCAAUUUUGCGGUAAAGCCGGGUUUGUCCACAAAGGAUGCCAAUAUAUCCACCCUUUUGGU